This is a messenger RNA of Pseudogymnoascus destructans, 2041 nucleotides long. RefSeq names its product transcription factor IIA subunit alpha (gene TOA1). NCBI's taxonomy places the organism in Eukaryota, Fungi, Ascomycota, Leotiomycetes, Thelebolales, Thelebolaceae. Gene Ontology annotation, biological process: transcription by RNA polymerase II; transcription initiation at RNA polymerase II promoter. The record is from RefSeq and is a predicted model, not a curated record. The transcript has 3 exons. The coding region runs from base 612 to 1970 and encodes 452 amino acids. Gene Ontology annotation, cellular component: transcription factor TFIIA complex.
GACAAUAAUAUGUAUACGCAAACCAUAGUUUUUUAUGAUUGUUAGAACUGAAUCUACAGUAAAACCGUUGUUCUCCCGUGACGAUUUGCUCGGCGAACUAGUGAGGGUAUCUCACCGGUUAUGUAAGCGAGCGAUGCCCAUCAAUCAGUCCACCAGCCGAGCAAGCUCUCCAGAAACAUCCCAGAACGGGCCUACGACCACAACACCUCUAGCUCACCUCAACACUCAUAAACCCAGUGAUUUCAGCGCGGCAUUACGGGGGCUUUUGAAUGACAGGGAGGGCUCGCCGGCUUACGAUCUCUACACGCGGUGGAGGAGGGAGGCUAGAUCGGCUGGGUUCCUUGUACGGUUCGCUUGGGGACCAGAGGAGACUGUGAAGGGGCCGAGACGGUUGCAUUUACAUCGUUGGAGGGUUUCUGAAGAGUAGCUUCAGGCGAAUAUCGAGCACCUCGACACUGGAUUGCAUAUUCACCCGUCCAUCCUGCAGGUAGAACAAGGAGUUGGCAACGCACACGACCUCUUGCGACAUCACCAUCUAUACUCUCACCCAGGAUUCAUAGCGCCAUCUAUACUCUCACCCAGAUUCAUAGCGAACCCAUCCAGACGGCAAGAUGUCGAACCAGACGGUCGGAGCUGUUUACCAGCAGAUUAUCCGCGAUGUUGUUGAUAGUUCGAGGGUCGAUUUCGAGGAGGGUGGCGUUGACGAGAGUGUGCUCGACGAACUGAGUCGGGUAUGGCAACAAAAGUUGACGGCGCUGAACGUGGCCCAGUUUCCGUGGGACCCGAAGCCAGAGGUACCCCCUGCUCAGCAGCAACAGAACAUGGCGAAUAUCCCCUCCAGCAUGUCCUACCCCCAAGAGCCAACACCGGCUCCCAUGCAACAGCAGCAGCAUGCUCCACCCCAACAGGGGCAGUUCAUGAACCGUCCCGGCCCGCUGAUCCCAGCCCAAGCGCCGCAGUUCCCACAGAUGCCCCAGGUGCCUCAGAUGAACGCCGGUCCGCGCAUCAAGGCGGAGCCUGGUCUCGAGAGUGGCGGCAUGCCGCCCGUGUACACUGGGAUGGGGAAUGCGACGACGGCGCAGCAGCGCGCGGCGCUGAAUUUGCAGGCGAGCUAUGGGGCGAGGGCUGCGGCGAGUAUUAAUGCCAUUCAGGGGAUGCCGCAACAGGGUCAGCCGCAACAGCAGCAAGGGCAGCCUCCGCAGCAGCCUAGCCCGCAGCAGGCCCAACAGCAGGCUCAGCAGCAGCAACAGCAGAUGCACCAGGCUCAACAAAGACCACAAGCACCAUCAAUCCCGCGGCCUCAGAUGACGCCGUCGCAAUACCAGCAGGCACUAGCGCAGCAAGCAGCGCACCAGAAGCAGCAGCUGGAACAGCAGGCGAAAGCCAGACAGCAAGCUGCGGCUCAGCAGCAACAGCAACAGGGGCAGGGUGCUCCCAAUGGGGCGCAGCAUGCGCAGACUGAUGGUGGUGCUGACGACGAGGAUGAGGACCGUCAUCGCCACUUUGGCGUUAUUAAGCAAGUUGGUGGUGAUGGGUCGGAAAUCAACAUGGGGCGUGUUGAGCUGGAUGGGUUGAUCCGCCGACAGAUUGAGGCGAGGGGGAAGGCGAUGGAGGGGGGUGGAUUGAUGUUGCCGCUUAAACAGCAUAAGGGGUCUAGUGGUGGCCGACGCGAGAGGACGAAUGUGGAUGUGGGACAGACGGAUGGGGGUGACGAUGACGAUGAUGAUGAUGACAAGGUGCUGAAGGCUGAGGAUGACGACGAGGACGCCAUCAACUCUGACCUGGAUGAUCCGGAUGACCCCAAGAGCGACGACAGUGGCGAUGAUGAGACGCCGCAGGUCAUGCUGUGCAUGUAUGACAAGGUGCAACGGGUCAAGAAUAAGUGGAAGUGCGUUAUGAAGGACGGUGUCUUGACCAUUAAUGGCAAGGACUACGUCUUUCACAAGGCGUCGGGGGAGUACGAGUGGUAACUCCCAUCGCUCGAUCUCUCUCACCGAUUCUCGAUUUUCGGUUCGGUUUGGUUGGUUGGUUGGUUGGUUGG